CCGCAUUGAUCUGUGUGACCACGCCUCCGUCCGUACGGCCCCCCUGCAUGCGCGCUUUUUAUUGGCUCUUCGACAUGAGGUGGGCGUGGCGUGUUUAUUAUACUGAUAUAUCUAUAUAUAAUAAACCGGGUUCCAAUUAAUACCGUUGUCAGGGUUAGAGACGUGCCGCGUGCUCAGUGUAAACAAUGUGGACUUUGCUUCUUUCUGUAUUUAUAUAAGGAAAUAAAUCAUUUCCCUGGACGCUGUUAUACAGCAGCAGAUCAGCAGAAGAUGAGGGAUGUGUUGUGUUUCUCUCUCCUCGUUAUGGCCCUCGGUUCGGCUGAGGCAGGAUGCCCGAGGGAGUGUGAGUGCCCUCCUGUGGGCUCUGUGUGUCCUCUGGGUGUGAGUUUGGUCCCUGACGGCUGCGGGUGUUGUAAGGUUUGUGCCGCUCAGCUAAACCAGGACUGCCACGAGGGCCGGCCAUGUGAUCACCACAAGGGGCUCGAGUGUAAUUACGGCAACGAUGUGGGCAGAACUCGCGGAAUCUGCAGGGCUAAACCAGAAGGCCGCUCGUGUGAGUAUAACGGACGUAUGUACCAGAACGGCGAGGACUUCAGCGCAGGAUGUAAGCACCAGUGCACAUGCAUCGACGGUGCUGUGGGCUGCGUACCACUCUGCCCUACAGAAUUGCUCCUGGCAUCGCCUGAUUGCCCCGCACCAAAGCUGAUUAAAGUGCCGGGGCAAUGCUGCCCGAGUGUCGACUGCCACCGUGACUCCUCAGUGCUGCCCCCGGUCUACAGAGUCCCACAGCCUCCGCCAUACAUCUACCCUCACCUCCCACCCUACCCUAAAGCCUACCCUAAAUCCAAGCCUAAACCCAAGCACUACCCCACACAGAAGAAUUCACCCCCAGGGGUAGAGGACUUGCUCAGUAACGAGCUGGUGGAUGUGGGGAGGAAGUGGGAAAAGCUUCAAAGUCACAAACGUGUAACAGCCUGGAAGAAAAAGGGAAGCCAUAAGUGUGUGAUCCAGACUACCAGGUGGUCAUCGUGCUCUCGGAGCUGUGGUAUGGGAGUGUCCUCUCGUGUCACCAAUCAGAAUGCUCAGUGCAAGCUGGUUAAGGAGACGCGCCUGUGCACCAUCAGACCCUGCAGCUCCAUGGACGUGCCUGUGAAGAAAGGAAGGAAAUGUUCUCGCACGCAGAAGUCUCCAGAGCCGUUACGUCUCCACUACGCAGGCUGCCGCAGUGCUCGUCUCUACCGGCCCAACUACUGCGGCGUGUGUCGUGACGGCCGCUGCUGCUCUCCACGCCGCACCCGCACCUCGUCUGUGGUGUUCUCCUGUCCCGACGGCGAGCGCUUCGAGAAAUCCGUCAUGUUCAUUCAGUCCUGCAAGUGCAGUGACCAGUGCGAUCACCUGAAUGAAGCCUCGCUCACGCCACAGCGCUGGCUCUACGGAGACACACACAAGUUCGUCAACUUGCCACCUGUACCCCAUUCAACUCCACUCCUUUUUACCCAAGACCGCCCCAGAAUCAUCAGCUGUAGACGGCGCGCUGGUGUGAUCGAGCAGAGGAGAGCGGCCUUGAACAUUUAGUUUAGUGAACUUGUAUUGUACACUUUCUAGUUUAUUCCAUCGUAGAUGUACUGAGAAUCGCUGAUAGAACCUGGUGGAGGAGUAAAGGAUACGAUCUGAUGAAGAUGUUUCAUAUAAACAAUUGCAGCCUGAAUGAAAAGAGGCUGGACUAGUGGACUAGCGUAACCAUGGGGGACCUGGAAGCAGUGUGUAUGCUUUAAGUGUGUGUUCCAUUUGCCCCGGACAGAUGACAAGAUGGGAUAAACUCUAUCCAAAGCUUUUUUAUAUGCAGCUAUUAUUAUUAUUAUUAUUAUUAUUAUAACGAUAUGAUGGUAUUUAUUGUGUAUAAGAUGAACGAGCGUCUCACGUUCGCCACAGCUCACGCUUCACCUGAUGAAGGGAAACAUGAUGGAUUCCUGGACUGGAAACAGGCUUGUUUACUCGGGAUAGAAGAAUGUGGCCUUGACUUUGGCUCUGAUUCCCAGUGUCAGUGAUUUGUCUUUAUUUAAGCCUGAGGAUCCAAGUAAAGAAAAAGGAACGCUCUCCAAGUGCCCCGGGCGUCCUGGCGUCCACACGUCGAGUCGCAGACUCUGUGCAAAUUACAAUCCUGGGAGCAGCAGUUCCUCUGGUUUUGUGGUUUAAAAAACGAUUCAACAAACGCCAGCACAUGAAGCAAACGUGUAAUUUAAAAGUGACGAGCAGGAGCCGCUCCCGAGUCGCUCUGUAAUCUAGUGACAGAUGGUUGAAGCCCAGGCGUUGUGUCUUUAUGACACCGCGGGAUUCAUUUCUGCCUCCUGGCUUCUGACAUGCAGGAAGCUUCGAGGUGACAUCAUUGUCGUUAACAAGACCAAUAACCAUCAAGUAUACUAAGAGCGCACAGCAGAUCCCGGCGGCUCCACUCGGCUCACCGCGUUUAAACAGAUUCACCAGCGACGCCUUGAUGUUUGUAGAGUUUAAGCUAAACGUGUGUUGUUGUUUUUUAAUAUGUUCGACUUCACAUCGAUUUGAACACGUUAUCCACAUUACACGUUAUAAUUAGAAAGGAUUUCUAUUAAAACUCGCUGGAGUCGAUGUGGUUGGUGUCCAGCAAUGAAAAUGAAACUUUUUUAUAUUUGUAAAACAAGCCUCAUUUCUCUCUGCUACUUUUUUUAAUUAAUCCCCCAACUUGCGUCCUGUUUGUUCGGGAGGUAAACAAAUGCGCUCAAGGUCAGACUGCAAGUAAAACAUGCAUUUUGUAGUCGUGUGAAAGUAAAAAAAACUUUUUUUUAAAUAUUUUUUAUAACAAUACAUUGUUUGCAUCAUACAAGCCAGUUGAGAUAGUUAAUGGGGUUUUAAUUGGUUUUUAACACAACAGCCAACGAAACCCGUCUAUUUCUAAGGUAUUUCUAGCUGUUUAUUUGUAGCCGUCGACGUCGUGGUGAUGCUCACUUUGUUAAACACUUAUAGAAGAUUUGUUUAUUUAAAGUUAUCAACAGUUGGAUGUUAAAGGCGGCGGCCAUCUUGGACAAAAAGAAGCGGGAUGAAAACAUUUCUUAACGCAGGAUGUGAUGCUGAGCUAUGAUCCGAAAUGUGUGAAUGCAGAUUACUUCCGCGUGUAAACACGUGGGGUGUGUUAACGGGGAACGCUGAGUCACGCAGAGUCACGCAUUUUACACGUACAGCGACUCAAAGCAGCCGGAUAUCGUUCAUUUGUUCAUUUACAACGAGAGACUCACUUCCGGCUACGUGAGCGAACGUCUGCGACUAGAAAAAUCGAUCUUUACGUGAAUACGGAUCGACUCAGCGGACCAAUGGGAGUGAAGACAGUAAAGUGCUCACUGCUUCUCCUUCAGCUCGUGUGAAACGAUGCUUUUAUACACAAACAACAAACCUCACGUGUAACGCUGAGAAACGUUGUAACUAUGGCAACCGGUUGGUGGUGACUUCAUAGUACAACGACUGGAGAUUCGCAGAAAAAAUUGUGUGUGUGUGUGUGUGUGUGUGUGUGAAAACUGACUGGAGAAACCGUCACAGACUGUGUUGUGUUUGAGUAAACUUAGUGUUUAUUUUUUAUUUUCACUGUGGUUUUUUUUUUUUUUACUGUUUGUUAAUGGAUGUAAAUCUGAGGUUUUUUUUUAUUUCCCAGCAAUAAUUUUAUAUAAUAA
Messenger RNA from Tachysurus vachellii, 3698 nucleotides. Its product is annotated as CCN family member 1. The transcript is spliced from 5 exons. Gene Ontology annotation, biological process: signal transduction. Gene Ontology annotation, molecular function: protein binding. Gene Ontology annotation, cellular component: extracellular region. The record is from RefSeq and is a predicted model, not a curated record. The coding region runs from base 271 to 1575 and encodes 434 amino acids. NCBI's taxonomy places the organism in Eukaryota, Metazoa, Chordata, Actinopteri, Siluriformes, Bagridae.